Molecule: messenger RNA, 1073 nt
Organism: Exserohilum turcica Et28A
Lineage: Eukaryota; Fungi; Ascomycota; Dothideomycetes; Pleosporales; Pleosporaceae
Exons: 3
Coding region: 309-917 (202 amino acids)
Biological process (GO): translation; maturation of SSU-rRNA from tricistronic rRNA transcript (SSU-rRNA, 5.8S rRNA, LSU-rRNA)
Cellular component (GO): ribosome; cytosolic small ribosomal subunit
Molecular function (GO): structural constituent of ribosome
Source: RefSeq, a predicted model, not a curated record
CAGAUUGCACCGGAAGACCAGACACAGGUACGCUACAGAAGACGCCUCGCCUUCGAGGUAUCGAGGCCGUUCAGCAUUGCGACACCGACACGGCCCCGCCAAUGUGCCUCUGCUGUAUGCCUACGCCUACGGAAGAUAUUGUCGCACGCGAACACACCAUUCGCUCCGAGACGAAUACUUCUGCACUGGGCUGUACAAUACACGGGACUGUCGCGGCGGCCAGGAGCAAUGCUGCGGCCUUGGAGCAUGCACAGCAAGAGCAAAAGCUAAUUUGAUUGUGGACAGCAGUCUUCUGAACAGCCGCAAUCAUGGGUAUCUCACGAGACUCUCGCCACAAGCGUUCCGCGUCCGGUGCGAAGCGCGCAUACUACCGCAAGAAGAGGGCUUUCGAGAAGGGUCGCCAGCCUGCCAACACCCGUAUUGGCACUAAGCGUAUCCAUCUUGUCCGCACCCGUGGCGGCAACCGCAAGUUCCGUGCCCUCCGUCUGGAGUCCGGCAACUUCUCCUGGGGCUCCGAGGGCGUCGCCAAGAAGACUCGUGUCAUUGGUGUCGUCUACCACCCCUCGAACAACGAGCUCGUCCGUACCAACACCCUGACCCGCUCCGCUAUCGUCCAGAUCGAUGCCGCUCCCUUUAGGCAAUGGUACGAGGCCCACUACGGCUCCUCGCUCGGCCGCAGGAGGCAGGCCAAGGCCGGUGAGAAGGAGGAGGACAAGAAGAAGUCCAACUCGGUCACCAAGAAGCAGGCUGAGCGCCUCAAGACCAGCGGAAAGAUUGAGCACGCUGUCGAGAAGCAGUUCGAGGCCGGUCGUCUGUACGCCGCCGUCUCUUCCCGUCCCGGCCAGAGCGGUCGCUGCGACGGUUACGUCCUCGAGGGUGAGGAGCUUGCUUUCUACCAGCGUCUCCUCAGGAAGUAAAGGUGAUAUUUGGGGCUUCUUCGGUGCAUCGGUCAGGUCAAAAUGGGUGUUUAGUCAUGUAUCUGGUCUGCAUAGUCGCGGGACACUGAAUGCACUCGGCAUGAUAACGCCACUUCUCUAGAUACCACGAGACUAUGAAUCAUGGGUUUCAAUGUU